Molecule: messenger RNA, 684 nt
Organism: Colletotrichum spaethianum
Lineage: Eukaryota; Fungi; Ascomycota; Sordariomycetes; Glomerellales; Glomerellaceae
Exons: 2
Coding region: 1-684 (227 amino acids)
Source: RefSeq, a predicted model, not a curated record
AUGUCGGCCGUUCUGGCUUACAUCAAACAAUGCUUCCUCGGCGUAGCACGGGGUGUGGGCAAGUUCUUCAAAAGUAUCGUGGACUGGCUCAAAUUGGCAUAUUCACCCAAUCCGUACUACCGUGGCAACAUGUUGACCGCCCUGGCCGUCAGCGGGCGACCCCCUUUUGAAGGCAGCCUGCGCAUGGUGAUAUCACAGGUGUUCCAACCUUCCGACUGGUCCGUCAUGGAAGUGUCCGUCAUAAAGCCCAACGGUCCCCCCUUCAAGGCAGUGCUGAAGAUGUUUGACCGCCGGUUCUCGCCCUGCGUGCAAGGCCUGCGGCUCCGUAGGGGCACCGGCGAAUGGACACCCGAGUUUGAGGAGGAGUUCGUCGACUACGUCCGCCGGGGCGCUGCCAAAGAGUACCUCUGGAGGAGCGAUGACGACUUUGAGGUAGAGGAUGUCCCGAGGAAGCUGAACAGGCUCGAGGAGGAGGUCGAUCGGCAGACCGAGUGUGAGACCAUCUGCAACGAGCGGGCGAGCCGCUUGCAAUCUCGGAUGGGCGCGGAGAAGGGCAUCAGGUUGCCCAAGACGUAUUGCAUGGUGCGGAUGGCGAUUCAACAAGAUUUCGAUAACCGAUUACUCGAAGUGACCGGGAUACUCAUGGAGUACGUGCCGGGAUUCAGCUGCGACCUCACAGAGUGA